Girardinichthys multiradiatus is the source of this 2778-nucleotide messenger RNA. RefSeq names its product gastrula zinc finger protein XlCGF57.1-like. NCBI's taxonomy places the organism in Eukaryota, Metazoa, Chordata, Actinopteri, Cyprinodontiformes, Goodeidae. Gene Ontology annotation, molecular function: RNA polymerase II cis-regulatory region sequence-specific DNA binding; DNA-binding transcription factor activity, RNA polymerase II-specific. The coding region runs from base 224 to 1816 and encodes 530 amino acids. Gene Ontology annotation, biological process: regulation of transcription by RNA polymerase II. The transcript is spliced from 2 exons. Gene Ontology annotation, cellular component: nucleus. The record is from RefSeq and is a predicted model, not a curated record.
CGCAUGCGCGUUGCUCGUCUCUUGCACACUGACGUCACCAGAGUUUGGGGAGAAACAUCCGUGAAGACUCGGAGUGGUGGGAGCUGAGAACUACGCCUGCAGAGGGAUAUUUCUCCGUGUGAGGAAGAACAAAGUCUAACUUUGCUUCGCUGAGUUUGGAAGGAAGCUGAUCUCUAACUGCUCAGUAACUGUUAAAGGAACAUCUGAGGAGAAGCUAACAGAGAUGUGGAGGCAGCAGUUCAAACAGUGGCAGAGUGCAGCAGUGGGAGACAUUUCCCAAACCGCUAAAAAAGAGGAAGGAUUUCAGCGGCUCCACAACACCUUGGAGGCUGGUUUCAACCCCAAAGUUCUGCUGCACAGAUUAGAUGUUAAGCAGAUGCUGAUGGUUAAAGAAAAAGCUGCUGUAAACCACAGAGUUUGUGCUGACCUACAUGACCCAAAGCCCCUCCACAUAAAGAAGGAACAGGAGGAAGUCUGCACCAGUCUGGAGGAAGAGCAGCUUAAUGGGGAGGAGAUUGAUGCCAUCAGCUUUCCAGUCACUGCUAUUCCAGUAAAGAGUGUGGAUGAUAAACAGUCCCCUCUGCUGUUACAGCUUCAUCAAGACCAAAUUAGAGGCAGAGAGCUUGAAGAGGAGAACUAUGGAGAAGAAUCCAUCUGGGUACGAGAUCACGAAGAUGGUUCCAUUUCCUCAGAGGUUAAAGUCACUGAGAAGGAAGAAGAGGAUGAUGAAUCUGGACUGAAAACUAAGGACAUGGACAAUGACUGGAAGGAGAGCAGAGAUCCUGAGUUAGAUGGAAACAUUGUUAACAAACCUUUUAGCUCCUCUGACUUUGCUGGACAGCAUGUUCACAGUCACUCUAUUCAGAAACACAUGACAGAUUUAGAAAUAGGUUCUUCAAGCUCUUUGGAUAAUAAAUGUUUUACGGAGAAUAAAAGGGUGGGCUCAAUAAAGAAAGUCCAAGCUGGAGAGAAGUUGAGCUGUACAGAGUGUAGUAAAACAUUUAUUGGAAAAUAUGCUUUAAACACACACAUGAGAGUCCACACAGGAGAGAAACCUUUCUGUUGUGAUAAUUGUGGACAAAGAUUUACCCAAAGAGCAAACUUGAACACACACAUGAGAAUUCACACAGGACAGAAACCUUUCUGUUGUGAUCUUUGUGGACAUAGAUUUACCAGAAAAUACCAUUUGAACACACACAUGAGAAUCCACACAGGACAGAAACCUUUCUGUUGUGAUGAUUGUGGAAAAAGGUUUUCCCGAAAAGCAAAUUUGAAUGUACACCAGAGAAUCCACACGGGACAGAAACCUUUCUGUUGUGUUGCUUGUGGACAUAAAUUUACCCAUAAAGCAAAUUUAAACACACACAUGAGUGUACACACAGGACAGAAACCUUUCCAUUGUGAUGUUUGUGGACAUAGAUUUAGCAUAAAACAACAUUUAAACACACACACGAGAAUCCACACUGGACAGAAACCCUUCUGUUGUGAUCUUUGUGGACAAAGAUUUAGGUUGAAUCAUAUUUUAAGCACACACAUGAGAAUCCACACUGGACAGAAACCUUUCUGUUGUGAUGACUGUGGACUAAGAUUUACCCAAAAAGCAACUUUAAACACACACAUCAAAAUCCACACGGGACAGAAACCUUUCUGUUGUGAUCUUUGUGGACAAAGAUUUACGCGAAAAGCUAGUUUAAAUGCACACAUGAAAAUCCACACGGGACAGAAACCUUUCAGUUGUGAUGUUUGUGGAAAAAAGUUUACCCAUAAAGCAAGAUUAAACGCACACGUGAGAGUCCACACUGGAGGUAAUCUAUGAAUUCUGGUGGCUAAUCUAUGAAUAAUAAAACUGAACUGCUGCAGUUUGCUUUGUUAUAUAUGUGUAUUUUCGUUAAAGGCAACAGUCUUCAAUCGAUGGUUUCAGGAUUUCCGUAGAGGCUGAUUUUUGUAUUUUAAUCUUUAAAAAAUGUUAAGUUCCGGAUUAGUUGUAUAACUGGUAGUUUAUUUUCCACUCGUCUCUGUCCACUGUAUUUAAUCUAUUGUUCAGAUUGAGCUUUAUCAGAGGUGUGUUUUCUGUACAUGUGAACACUUUAGUUUCUAAUACAGAAUCAGAGGACCUUGGAGUUAUUGAGUCGACCAUGAACUCCUCCAAAUACCAGAGUAUCUUUGAGUCAAGAUAAAGUCAGCUGUAACUUGGACCAAAGUGGGUUAUCAAGAGGACGAUGAUCCCAGACACAGAAGCAAAUCUACAAUAGAUCAGCUAAAAAACACAAUAAAUCAAGUCGCUGCAAUGGCCUAGUUAAAACCCAGACCAAAUCAGAUUGAAAUGCUAGGAUCUCACCAGAGCUGUGCAGAUAUUAAUUUUUCCAAACCUCAAUGAAAUGAAUCGAUAGAGGAAUGAGGGCCAAGAUAAUUUCUGUGUGUGUAUGUGCUUUUAGACCUCUUGCCCCCGCAUCGGUCACAGCAGAUGGGUAUUCAUGCAGACCUGGAUUCUGUUGAAAGUUUUCUUCUGUUAAAACUGAGUUUUUCCUUCCUGCUCUCUCCACAUGUUUGCUCUCUAUGGAGAAUUUCAUCAAAGUCAAUGCCUUUAUGCAGCUGGCUGAGCUUCCUUAAAAGGAGAACUGUUUACCAAUUGCAAUAAUGUCCUGAAUUCUAUUUGUCUUACAACUAGGUUUUAAUCAUUUUUUAUGUAAUUGAAUUAAGUCUGUUUUUGUCACUGCUUUCAAAACGUUUUUCUGUAAUUUCAUGUAGGAUCAAUAAAAAAAUCCUAUUUUAACAGAA